This is a messenger RNA of Scophthalmus maximus (turbot), 4519 nucleotides long. RefSeq names its product sema domain, immunoglobulin domain (Ig), transmembrane domain (TM) and short cytoplasmic domain, (semaphorin) 4D (gene sema4d). The coding region runs from base 575 to 3238 and encodes 887 amino acids. Gene Ontology annotation, molecular function: semaphorin receptor binding; chemorepellent activity. Gene Ontology annotation, biological process: axon guidance; semaphorin-plexin signaling pathway; positive regulation of GTPase activity. The transcript has 17 exons. NCBI's taxonomy places the organism in Eukaryota, Metazoa, Chordata, Actinopteri, Pleuronectiformes, Scophthalmidae. The record is from RefSeq and is a predicted model, not a curated record.
UUCAGAUGGAGACAGUCUUCUCACUGACACACAUUUAAAGUGAAACGGCCCUUUAAUGCACGCACCGUCUCCCCACCCCUUGCAGCCUCUUGAGCCUUUUUUUCCACUGCACAUCGUGCAAGAAAGAGGGAGGCAGACCGAAGGAAGGACGCAGAGUGAGAGGAGCAUGACCACGGAGUAGGGAGGUGACAGACUGCUGGAUGAUCACAGUCUGGUUUUUUUUUGUUUUUUUUGUCAUCUGUCAUGCAAACCGUUGGUGACUCUCCCAGUAAAGAGAGUGUGACUGAGCCGGGUUGACAGAGCCUCUCCUACAACGUUCGUCUCUCUCACCCUGCAGGAUCUUCCCACUCAGAUUAUGACCGCUGUUGUGACUUAAGCCCCCCCGGGCCUCUCCUUUUGCCAUUUCCAACUGUGUGAGGAAAAGCGAAAAGAAGUUUUAAUGUAUCAGUAUUCGCUCGCCGACGCUAUGACGGACAACUUGAGGAUUUUAUAAUUCUCCCUGGAGGAAGAGCGUCGCAUCUUGUAAAGGAGCCACAGAGGAAACUUCACAGUUCCCAAGUUAUCAGAGUCUAACAUGGGAUUUGGCGUGCUGGGAGUGUUUCUGGGUCUGCUCCUGGAGGUCUCCACCCACGGACCCCACGCUGUGCCUCGGACAUCCUGGAGACACCAAGAUUUAGAUCUGAUGGAGUUCUCGGAGCCCGGGAUCUCCAACUACUCCACGUUGUUGCUGAGCGAGAAAAGGGACGCGCUGUACGUGGGAGCCCGGGAGGCCAUCUUUGAGCUCAGCAAGAAGAAUGUGACAGUCAGAAACAACAAGGUUCAGUGGACAGUUGCAGAAAACCCCAUGCUGAUGUGCACGCUUAAAGGAAAAUCAAAAGAGAGGGAUUGUCUGAACUACAUUCGAGUGCUCCAAUUCGUGGACGACAAGCGGCUUUACGUCUGUGGCACACACGCCUUUCAACCUCAGUGCGAUUACUUGAACCUUGCUGACUUUUCAUUGGACGGUCGAGCUGAAGAUGGGAGGGGACAGUGCUCCUUUGACCCCUCACAAAGCUUUACCACUGUCAUGGUCGAUGGAGAGCUGUACUCGGGGACAGCAUUUAACUUCCUUGGCAGUGAACCGAUUAUUUCCAGAUACUCUCCAUACCAGUCCCUGCUGAGGACAGAGUACUCCACGUCCUGGCUCAAUGAGCCCAGUUUUGUUUUUGCGGACGUGAUCAGAGAAGAGAGAAACCAAGCAUAUGGCGAGGACGACAAAAUCUACUACUUCUUCACUGAGGUGUCGGUGGAAUACGAGUUCUUUGGCAAGCUGCUCAUCCCCAGGGUGGCGCGCGUCUGUAAGGGUGACCUCGGCGGGCAGCGCACUCUGCAGAAGAAGUGGACGUCCUUUCUCAAAGCCAAACUGGUGUGCUCCAUGCCUGAGCUCAACUUUGUCUUUAAUGUCGUGCACGAUGUCUUCAUCUUGAAGGGGUCCGACUGGAGGGACACGGUCAUCUACGGCGUCUUUACCUCCCAGUGGGGCAACGUGGGCUUGUCAGCUGUAUGCGCCUAUGACAUGACUGCUGUGGAGGAUGUCUUCUCCAAGGGCAAGUACAUGCAGAAGGCCACAGUGGAGCAGUCUCACACCAAGUGGGUGCGGUACAAUGGCAUCACUCCUUCUCCACGUCCUGGAGCAUGUGUUAACAACCAGAUGCGACAACAGAACAUCAGCAGCUCUCUCCACCUGCCAGACAAGACCCUUCAGUUUGUAAAGGACCACCCCCUGCUGGAGGAUCCCGUCCUGCCCAUCGGCAACGGGCCGCGCCUCAUCACCAAAGACAUCAACUACACCCAGAUCGUUGUGGAGAGGGUCCGGGCGCUUGAUGGGAUCAUCUAUGACGUAAUCUUCACUGGAACAGAUAAGGGUGUCCUGCACAAGUCAGUGGUGUUCGAAGGCGACGUUCAUAUUGUGGAGGAGAUCCAGCUGCUGAAGAACUCUGAGCCCAUCAAGAACUUACUGCUGUCCUCGGAGACACGAUCCCUGUACGCCGGUUCAGACUCUGGCGUUGUCCAGUCACCCACCGCCUUCUGUGGCAGGUACCCGUCCUGCGGCGACUGUGUCUUGGCACGAGACCCGUACUGCGCCUGGGACCGCCGCACAGCUGCCUGCGUCAAUAUCUUGGAUACUCCCACUCAACAGCAUGGGAAACUAAUCCAGAGCCUGGAUGGAGACGCUGACAAGUGUCCUUCAGUGCCUGGUCUCUCUUUGAAGGACUACCAGCAGGCGACAGUAAAACCGGGGAGCUCUGUUGAUCUGCCAUGCCUGGUGCAGUCCAACCGAGCCCAGGUGAUGUGGAAGUCCAACAGCUCGGUCCUCACAGAGGCCUCGCGCUUCCACCUCAUAGGCGAAAACGGUCUCCUUAUUUACAGCGUGGCCCCAGAGGAUCAAGGUCACUACGAGUGCUGGUCCGUGGAAUGGGCCCCCGCUGCCGGGAAGAACUUCAGCCGCCUCCUGGCUGGAUACAUCCUCACUCUGGAUCUCCCGCCCAGAGCCCCGCACCAGGCGGGCCACAUGACCACCACCCUCGGCAGCCAGGAGUCAUCGAGCACACAUGCUGCUGAAGGUAAUGUUAAGACAGAAGGAGCCCCACUAACUUCAGCCCUUGCCCCUCCCAGCUCCACAGCCUCGGUCCUCUUUACCUCCCCACCCCAAACUGACUCAUCACUAACCCAGCCCCCCAGCAGCACAGUCAAGAUCCAGCCAAAGCUUCUCCCCCCAAGCGCCAGUGUUCACCGCCCAGACAACCAGGACCCAGCAGCUGAAUAUUUGCAGCACAACAACAGCAUCGCCCUCCUCUUCCUCUUCUUGCUGUUCUUCCUCCUCUUCCUGGCUGCAUUGGCCUACAACUGCUACAUGCAGUACCUUCCAGCUCCCUGCCUGCGCAUGCGAGCUGCGCUGCUGGGCAGUCACAAGAGCGCCAGUCAGCCUGAGUAUUGUGCCUGUGAAGCAGGCCUAAUGGAAGCAUCUGCGACUGACAAAAUCAACAUGACGGAGCAGCCGACGCAGAACGGCAGCAAGGCCACGCAGCACCUCCGGGCGCUCCGUGACACAGGGUACGAGACUGAGCCGGAGUGCGGCAACGGUCGGGUCCCCUCCCACAGCUUUGGAGACGACAGCCCGUCCCAGGAGAAACCUUUCGAUGUGGACUGUGAAUCUCAGCCCAUCCAGUUUGCAGAUGCCGAUGAACCUUACUGCUAGCCAGAAGCCUCUGUGCUGCUGUUGUUUCUCACAGGGGGUCAUGCUGCACCUUCCCACUGCUCACGAGUCUUAGGCGGUGUCCUUUUUAUAUGGAAGUGUGUUCAGUGUGAAGCAUUGAGUGAAGUUCUAUCAUUACGAGGUUUACGCCGGGCGUCCCACUUGCCUGUGGAGAGUAACCUCCUGCUGUCUGAUUUAGGGCUUUUGAUGAUGAAGUAAAGCUGCAUUCAUUGAAGCUGCUCUCGCUCACCUUAGUCCAGCAAGUAAAGCUAUUUCUUAAAUUCCAAAUUGGAAACAUUAUUUACCAAAUUGGUAAGUCACUGUGAUGUUUUCUAAAUUGGAAUCGUGUUUUUGUACAGCCUGGGUGAAAAGUGAUCUCUAAAAGCUUUUGCAACUUUUUUUUUUAUUUUUUAAGCAAUGUGUAGGCUAUUUGGACUUGGGUAAAUACUUCACCAUUAUAGUGUUUUCUCAGGGAUGAAUUGCUCGGUACGUCGUAGUCUCGCUUCGUUGUCCAGUGCUGCCGUCUGCAGCAGCUGGCGUGUUUGCCUUCAUCUCACCCGGUGAGGUGGUGAUGUCGGGUGUGAACAUCAGAAUAAGCGAAUCCAACCACUGUCUUGUGUAGACUCAUCCUGUGUGACAAUGUUGAGUCUCUCUGUAUUUAAUUGUUCUCCCUGUGAAGAAGACAUUCCCACGUGGAUACAACUCUGACGGUCCUGUGUAUUAACCUCUAUUACUCAUCUUUCCCUAUGUGGUUUGUUAAUAACGUAAAUAUGUACAGGACGACCCGAUGCUUGCUAACAUCUAUCGUCAGUUGUUCUCUCUUUUUUAAAGGCCCUGGAAACGAUCUGAAUUUUUUUUUUUUCAUUCUUAUUUUUAAUUAAACAUUCCCUUCAGUUUUAGAAUCUUUUCAGAGAAUUAUUAUUUAAGAAGUCACAUCUGUGGUUAUAUCAUUUUGUCCAUCGUGCAAGUUUUUUUUUUUUAAGGAAUUCCUUUUUGUUUUUAUUUUAUUUAUUGCAGCAGAUUUGAUUUUUAGAUCUUAGCCGUCACUCAUUAGUCUCCCUUGAUCUUUUUUGCAUGUUCUCCCUGGUUUAGAUUUCCUACUUUCCUCAACACUCUUUCUCCACCACUCCCUCCCUCACAGCCUCCUCUCCUGUCGACACUUCAUCCUCCCUCUCCACAUCUGGAAGUAGCCCUCCCUCUGUCCUCCCUUCCUCCUCCUCUUCCUCUUCCUCCUCUACCUCCGCCUCCUCUGCCAUGCCCCACAGUGUGGAGGCUCGGGAGGCA